Messenger RNA from Engraulis encrasicolus (European anchovy), 2178 nucleotides. RefSeq names its product DEK proto-oncogene (gene dek). Gene Ontology annotation, biological process: chromatin organization; regulation of double-strand break repair. Gene Ontology annotation, cellular component: nucleus. Gene Ontology annotation, molecular function: histone binding; DNA binding. The record is from RefSeq and is a predicted model, not a curated record. The transcript is spliced from 12 exons. Lineage: Eukaryota; Metazoa; Chordata; Actinopteri; Clupeiformes; Engraulidae. The coding region runs from base 177 to 1538 and encodes 453 amino acids.
UUGUUUUCUUGGGUGCGAGCAUGUAUGAUGGCAGCUCGUGGAUAAAUGGACGAGAAUAGCGAGCAGAUUCGGUCUAAAUGUGAUGCUUUGCAGUUGGCGGGCUAUGGUAACAUUCAUGCAUCCCUGAGUCGCAGCUAGCCAGGUUCUCGCUGACACAUUGUACAAACGCUGCAGAGAUGUCUGAUGACGAGAGGGCACCCAUGGAGCUAUCCGACGACGAUGCGCAAGAGGAGGAAAAGACCCCAUUAUUCAAUGCUGGGGAAAUUCUAGAAGGCAAACGAGAAACAAAGAAGGUGGAGAGACUGGUGCAGGCCACGCAGUUUGCGAAACCCAAAGAACGCCUGAAGGUUGAAAUUGGUGGUGGCGACAAGCUUGGUGAAAUUGCACGAAUCAAUCAUAACAUCGGGAAGACUAAAGCCGUACUCCUGAAACCUCUCCAUAAGGUUCUCUUUGAUCGGCCCGGAGCUGCAGCCAAUAUGAAGAAGAAUCUACGAUUGUUCAGCGGAUUUCCUUUUCAGGCGGACAGCGAUCUGUACUCAAGAAAGAUAAAAGUCUUGACAAAGUACCCCAACAGCAUGCUGAAGAGCAUAUGUCAAGUGCUGGACAUUGAGCGGAGUGGCAACCACAUAGUGCUGGUGGAGAGAAUAAUGGGUUUCCUCAUGAGCCCCGUCAACACAGGAAAGCCAGUAGCUGUGAAGAAGAAAAAGAAGAAGAGGAAGAACACGUCGGCGUCGGAUGGCAAGAAGAAGGCCAGCAAGGUGGUCAAGAGUCCAAAGAAGGCGACGGUGGAGGGCAAGUCAAAAGCCAUCGUCACCGACUCCAGCAGUGACGAUGACGACGAGGAUGAUGACAGUGACGAUGAUAAGCCAACAGCUAAAGACACAAAGACGUCGUCGGCCCCAGAGAGUCGAAAGAAGAAGGACUCUGACGACUCUGACUCUGAGGAGGACGAAGAGGAAGUUGAGGAGGAUGAGGAGGAGGAUGAUGACGACUUUGUAGACAAGCCUCCCAAGUCCAAACCCCCACCCAAGAAGAAACCGGCGACUCCGAAGAAAGCGGCUAGCAAGAAGCCUGCCAAGACGACACCGGCGAAGAAGAAACCGGUGUCAAAGAAAGUGGUGAAGGACGAGGAGUCUGGUUCCACUGACAAAUCCGACUCGGACGGAAGCGACAAUGACGACGGCAGUGACUUCGAGAAGCCGAAAAAGAAACCAGCCGCCAAGAAGCAGCAGGCCAAGCCAGCGCCCAAAACCAAGAAGGCGGACAGCAGCAGCAACAAGGCGGCCAAGAAGCGGCAGGUCCUGCAGGUAGACUCGGAUGACAGUUCUGACGACGACACUCCUCUGAUCAAGAUGAUCAAGAAGCCGCCCUCAGAUGAGCAGAUCAAGACCCUGGUGCAGGAGCUGCUGAAGGAUGCCAACCUGGAGGAGGUCACCAUGAAACAACUCUGCCAGAAGGUGUACGAUGCUUAUCCUGAAUUUGACCUGACCAGCAGAAAGGAUUACAUCAAACAGACAGUGAAAAGUCUUAUUUCAUAGGGUGGACGAAGAUGAUGCCUUUCAAAGCCAUUUCUUGAGGAGAGGAGUUCUUUUCUCUUUUAUUUAAAUGCCUACGAAGUCUAACAGAGUGUGUUUUAUAUGUUUUGAAUGUAUGUAGCUACUUUUCCUUUACAGCCCAAAGUGUUUUUGUUUGUAGUGCUUUGUUUUUUGUUUAUUGUUUGUGUUUUUGAUUGGAUUUUUAAAAAAUAACUUUUUAUAAACAGGUUUUGUAUGCUUAUAAUUUCCUCUUAUGGCACAUCUUCUGAAAACAUGCAGGAUGUAUAUAUUAUUCGCUGUCAAUAAAAAUGUUUCUUUUUUAAUUAAUUCAUAUCUUUACAAAGAACGUCGGUGCCCUGUCGAAUAAUACCAGUUGCUGAGUCUGCUUGGGAACAGUUGAUAUAUACACUUUGUAUAUUCUACAUAGGUAUGAGUGAGAGAGUGAAGGAAACGUGAGAGGAACGGAUGUUAAAAUUAUUUUGUUUUACCACAUUAUGUGUUCUCAAAUGCUCGCGACUUACGGAAAAAGAAACUUAUUUGAAAUGAUUUUGUAUUUCUCAAUCCGAUUUUGGUUUUGACUUCAACUUAAUGCACACUGUAUACAAAUCCAUUUAAAUUAAACAUUGCAUUUCUUAUAAAUACA